GAUAAACGAAAAUGCGGCCCGCAGUACGGAGCAACUCGACAUGCGCAAACUUUAAAUCCUCACUCGUCUGUUUUUUGUUAUUUAUAUUAUAAAUAAACUUUUUUUUUCGUAUUUCGUGUACCCGAAAAAUGUGAUAAGAUAACACGCGAAGCAUUCGACUUGUCGUUUUUAAAGUGCGAGAGGUGCGAGGACGUGGUGUACAUUUUUAUUUCACGGAUCCUGUGAGUUUUAAUCGAAUGUGUAAAGGGUAAAACCUAAAAAGUGCAACAUUUUGUAAAUGGUUUAUUUUUGUUAAGGAAUAAUGACAACGUUGGAAUUGUACACCAAGGGUGCCAGAGUAUGGAUUCCGCAUCCAGAAAAAGUGUGGGAAGGCGCCGUCUUACUGGAAGACUUCAAAUCCGGCAAAACCACCCUGGAAGUCCGUACAGACGACGACCAGGCAUCGAAAACGAUACAAGUCAAAAAGGAAACCGACCUGCCGUUCCUGAAAAAUCCCGAUAUCCUUAUUGGGGAAAACGAUCUGACUUCCUUAUCGUACUUGCAUGAACCAGGAGUACUUUAUAAUUUACAAGUGCGAUUUUGCGAGAGAAAAGAUAUCUACACUUAUUGCGGCAUUGUGUUGGUGGCAAUCAAUCCAUAUGAUGAACUUCCUAUCUAUGAUACGGAUACAAUCCAGGCCUACAGAGGCCAAGCGAUGGGGGAUUUGGACCCUCACAUAUUCGCGGUGGCGGAGGAGGCCUACACAAAAUUGGAGAGAGAACAGAGAGACCAAAGUAUAAUAGUUUCUGGAGAAAGUGGAGCAGGAAAGACUGUUUCAGCUAAAUAUGCUAUGAGAUAUUUUGCUACCGUUGGCGGAAAUGCCACCGAGACUCAGGUGGAGAGGAAGGUUUUGGCUAGCAGCCCUAUUAUGGAGGCUAUCGGAAACGCCAAAACCACCCGCAACGACAACAGCUCAAGAUUCGGUAAAUUCAUCGAACUGCAGCUCAAUAAACAAUUCAACAUAAGCGGCGCCUCUAUGCGCACCUAUUUACUGGAAAAAUCCAGGGUGGUGUUCCAGGCACCCGACGAGAGAAACUACCAUAUUUUUUAUCAACUUUGUGCGGCAAGGGAUCGGUUAAAGCAUUUACAUUUGGAUCACCAGGAUAAGUUCCAUUAUCUCAACCAGGGCGCGAGUCCUUUGGUGCAAGGCAUAAACGAUUUGGUAGAAUUCGAGGAGACUGAAAAUGCUCUGAAAACUUUAGGGUUCUCAGAGGGAGACAGGGAAAAUAUGUUUAAAAUUUUAGCAGGGGUGUUGCACUUGGGUAAUAUACAGUUCAAGCAGUGCCUGAUUAAGGUUGAAAAUGAACAGGAUCAAGAAGGGUGUACUAUAUCAAAAAAUGAUCGUCAUUUAAACAUUCUCUCGGAUAUUCUGGAACUAAACCAAGAGGAACUGAAGCAAUGGCUGGUUACAAGAAAAAUUGUCUCUAUGAGGGACAUUUACUUGAAACCGAUGACCGCAGAAGAAGCAGCCUCUUGUAGAGACGCUUUAGCAAAAUAUAUCUAUGCAGAGCUUUUCAACUGGAUUGUCCUAGUGAUUAAUAAGGCCCUAGAGUCUAAUGUGCCUAAGCAUAAGUUUAUUGGGGUACUAGACAUAUAUGGAUUCGAGACCUUUGAAACAAACUCAUUCGAGCAAUUUUGUAUAAACUAUGCUAACGAGAAGUUACAGCAGCAAUUUAAUCAGCACGUGUUCAAAUUGGAGCAGGAGGAGUACAUUAAAGAGGGAAUUGAAUGGAAAAUGAUCGACUUUUAUGAUAAUCAACCCUGUAUUGAUUUGAUCGAGACGAAGCUAGGCAUUUUGGAUUUGCUUGAUGAAGAAUGUCGGAUGCCCAAAGGUAGCGAUGCUUCCUGGACCGAAAAACUUUACCUAAAAUGCACGAAAUACUCCCAUUUCGCGAAAAGUCGCUUCGGCCGUUCCAGUUUUAUCGUAAACCACUUUGCCGACAAAGUCGAGUACGAAAGUACCGGUUUUCUCGAAAAAAAUCGCGACACCGUCAUCGAAGAACAAAUUCAAGUGAUCAAAUCGAGCAAGAACUCGUUGCUUAAGCGAUUGUUUGGUAGUGACGAUCAAAAACUACAGGCGUCAGGUACCAAACUAAAAGUUGUCGCGGCAAAAUCGGAGUCUGGUGCCAAAAAGUCCCAUAAGAAGUCGGUGGGUUCUCAGUUUAGGGAAUCCCUGAACGCUUUGAUGACCACCCUUAAUGCCACAACUCCUCAUUACGUGAGAUGCAUCAAACCGAACGACAGUAAGGCAGGUUUUGAGUUUAAUGCCAAAAGGGCUGUACAGCAAUUAAGGGCCUGCGGAGUGUUGGAAACCAUCCGGAUUUCUGCUGCAGGUUUUCCCAGUCGUUGGAACUACAUGGACUUCUUCUAUCGUUAUCGAGUCCUAUGCAAGUUUAAAGAUAUCGAUCGUAAUAACAUGGAAAAAACUUGCCACAACAUAUUGGGUCAAUACAUAAACAAUGCCGAUAUGUAUCAGUUUGGUAAGACGAAAAUUUUCUUCAGAGCUGGCCAGGUAGCUUACCUGGAAAAGCUCAGAUCGGAUAAGUUGAAGGCUUGCUGCAUAAUGAUGCAGAAAACUGUAAGGGCAUUUGUAGCCAGGAAAAAGUACAGGAGAAUCAGGAAAUCUGCGAUGUUAUUGCAGAGAUAUGGCAGAGGAUUGUUGGCUAGAAGAUUGGCCAAGACGAUCAGACGAGAAAGGGCGGUUAUUACCAUCCAACGAUACGUCAGAGGAUUUAUUGCAAGAAAAACAUUCCAAAGAGAACGAAAAUGCAUCUUGGGUCUCCAAUGUCGCAUCCGAGGACUUUUGGCUAGAAGAAGAUAUCACAUCAUGUUGGAUAAUGCUAGGGCUAUUACACUUCAAAGGUACAUAAGAGGUUAUUUGGCCAGAAAACGUAUGGCAAAACGCACAAGGUACAUCGUGGUUUGUCAAGCUGCCAUCAGAAGAUUUUUAGCCAGAAGACAAUAUAAACGUCUUAGAAUUGAAGCCAGAUCAAUUGAACACAUUAAAAAUCUCAACAAGGGCCUGGAAAAUAAAAUCAUUAGCUUGCAGCAAAAGAUUGAUGAACUUAACAAGACUAAUGCUGAACUGAUGAAUUACAGAAACGAAGUUAACGAGCUAAAGAAUAAGCUGAAGAGCUUUAGGGCUCUCGAAAUCGAGGUUAAGAACCUAAACAGCUUAAUAAUAGAAAAAAACAAAACGAUAGAGAAACUCGCGGAAGAUCUACAAGCGGAAAAAGAAGAAAAGAUCGAUCUGAUCAACGAGCAAGAACGUUACAGAAAAGAAGUGGAAAACCAACGGGUCUUAUGGUCCCAAGAAACGGACAAACUCAAAAAAGAGUACGAGAACAUAAUCGAAAUGCUUAAAGUAAACGAAAAAGGAGCCGAAGAAAACAUCAAACUCCGCAUGGAAGAAGAAAAGAAAGAGAUCCUAGAUGAAGCAGACCAGGGACGUCAAGCCUACCAGAAGCUGCUUCAGGAGUACCAUCAGCUGGAGCAGCACUGCGAGGACCUGGAGAAGCAGAUGAAUAGACGGAAUCACAAGAGGAACAUAAGUGAUAUCAGUAGCAUUUCAACUGUGGAUGUUAGUGAUAUUCCUGAGGAUGGCGGGUAUGGAUCGGUCAGGUCUACGGUUAACACUAGGGAAAGACUGGAUAAUAUUGAUUGGAAUGUGGCAAACCACGAUAGUCAAUCUCCGAGCUCAACUAGCGACUCCAACCAAAAAUCCGAGAUAGAAAGCAACGUGGAUAUAAAGUUGGUCAUCAAACUACAAAAUAAACUUUCAGAUGUGGAACGUGAGAAAAUGAGAAUCCAGAAGCGGCUGGAUGAGUUGGAUAUGUCGCCAAGGAUUGAAAGGGCCGAAAAUGCCGCAAAAGACGCCAUAAGAAUCUCCGAACUGGAACUGUGCAACUCCAACCUCAAAGCUCAACUCCUCGAAUUGCAAAACUCGAUCAACGAGGGCACCGGACUGUCCAAACUGCACGAACAUCUCCAACAGAUGCAGAUUGAAUUGGACCGUAGAAGCGAAGAAGUCGUUCAGCUGAAGAGCGUCCUGGCCAAUCAGACCGAUAAUAUGAAAUCAAUAGUGAAUUCCAAUAACCAUAUGGGUGCCUACAUAAACGAAGACGGCGAGUUGGCUUUAGCAUACGAAACCCAAAAAACGAUCAAUAAACAGCUGGAACUCGAGUUACAAGACGAGAAAGCGAAAUACAAGGCGUACGAGAGGGAGUACAAGUUGGAAAUUGAGAAGUUGAGGGAGGACAAUGAGCGACAACAACGAAUUUUAUCCGCAAACUUGAACCCUCAGAGUCAGAACGAGGCGUUUAUGCACCACGAGAUUGCUCGACUUACUAACGAUAAUUUGGCGAUAAUUGAUAAGAAUGAAGCGUUAACUGAUAUGGUGAGAAAAUUAAAGAAACAGGUGAAACUUCUUUCAAGGAAACUUAAAGAUGCUUGUCUUGAUGUGGAUGAUACUCUACUGCUAGAUGGUAAAAAUGGAGCCAUGCCUAUUCCCCCAAGUAGACUUCAACCGUCCCUUAGGAAGAAAGAUAAUAAGGAGUAUAUGGGGAUGUUUUCCUAUAAAAGUGGCGACGAGAAUGCCAUAAUGAAAAAACUGGUUUUAGAUCUUAAACCCAGAUUAGCCCUCACUCUUCUCCCGGGUCUUCCAGCUUACAUAAUAUUCAUGUGCAUCAGACACAUCGACUACAUAAACGACGAAGUGAAAGUCCAAAACUUCUUUAUGGCUUACAUAAACACCGUUAAGAAACUCAUCAAAAAGAAACAGAAAGAUGACUUCGAGGUGACCGCUUUAUGGAUGACAAAUAACGUCAAAUUAAUCCAUUGCUUAAGGCAGUACAGCGGAGAGGCACAGUUCCAAAAGCAAAACACCCCAACUCAAAACGAGCACUGCUUAAGGAACUUUGAUCUCUGGGAGUUUAGGCAGGUGUUAUCCGAUCAGGCCGUCUGGACUUUCCAAGGAUUAACUCAUAAUUUACAAGAGAAAAUCCAGCCGCUGAUCGUGCCAGCGGUACUGGAACACGAAGAAGUGCCUGGAAUGAGUGGGAAAUCUGCUGGGCUUAGAAGUAGAAUGGGGAGUGUCACUAGUCCCUCCUCAGAAGCACCCAAUCAGAGUCCAAUUAAUGCUUUGAUACAGGAGUUAACUAAUCAUUAUAAGAUUCUGAUAUUUUAUGGUCUCGAUGGCGAAAUAAUUUCCUGCAUUUUCAAGCAAAUCUUCUAUUUUAUUUGCGCGUCUGCCCUCAAUAACUUGCUGCUAAGAAAGGAGCUGUGCCAUUGGUCCAGAGGGUUGCAGAUCAGACACAACCUGUCCCAUUUAGAGAUGUGGACCAGGGACAUGAACCUUGACGCCGAAGGGAUUAGAGCCAUGUUAGAGCCGGUAAUUCAAGCGUCUCAGCUUCUACAAGCCCGUAAGAACGAUACGGACGAAGAUGCCAGUAAUUUGUGCGAAAUGUGCAAGGCGCUGACACCAUUGCAGAUUUUGAAAAUUCUGAAUUUGUACACCCCGGCAGAUGAUUACGAUAAAAUUCCGUUUUCGUUUAUUAGGAGGGUGCAGGAGAAGCUGAAGGAGAGACAGGGUAAACUUGAAGAGGGACAACAGCAACAACAGACAUUGCUGAUGGACGUAAAACAUAAAAUCCCAGUGACGUUCUGCUACAAGCCCUCGAAUAUUCAACUAGAGGAGAUCGAAAUACCCGAUUGCUUAAAUUUAUCGACCCUACUUACCAAGGUUUAGGUGUUAGUAACCCUUACUUUAAAAAUGUAUUAUGCUAAUUUCAGAACUUGGUAAGGGUUUUUGUUAAAUUGCUUUAUCUAAGUUCCUGCACUAUUAUACGUUUAUCCCUUUAAAAGGUACGCUGCAAGUACAAUAAGUUAUUAAAAAAUUAUUACCGAUAUUAAAUAUAUAUAAGUAGGUAAAUAUUAGCUGUAUAUAUAUAUAAGAGGUGUGCAAAGGUGAGGCAAUUAGGUUCAAAGUCUACAUGGUUCGUAUUGAGAUUCUGUUAAAGAAAUCAACAUUUUCCGUUAAAAGUCAUCGUGCUUUGAUCUUAAUGCUGUCACAUAUGAUAUCCUGGUUCCUUAGUUUUUUAAAGUAAUAUUUAAUAUAGAAAAAUCCUUUAAAAAUUCGUUAUAUAUAGAGCACUUGUUAAUAUUUUUAUAGUCAAUUGGCGAAUUUUAUUGCAUCAUUUGCAAUCUAAAUAGUUCACUUACGUUUGUGAUUCAAGCUGUGCCUAUAAACUCCUCAUUUUUUUUCCAUUUAAAAAAUGAGUUUGGUCUGUUACGUUAAUAUUAACAAUUAAGUAAAUUAUUUUACGAGUUACCCUCCUGUAUAUUUUUUUAGAUAUUUAUUAUGUAGUUGUAAGGAAAAAUAUAUUUAUUGUUGUAAAUUUAUUAUAAGGAACGUUGAGCGUAGUUGAAUGAAAAGUUUACGGCGGUUAAUGUAAUUUUUAAAAAUAAUUUAUUGGACAGGAAAGGGGCCAUAGUAAGAUAUUUAAUUGAAAGCAGAUUAUUUUGUUGUGAAAUUCCAAGGAAAACUUAUUGUGGAACGUAUAGUUUACCAGAAUUCAGUCAGUAACCAUCAAUGUCUUGUCGAAAUAGUUAAUAGUUGUAUAUUUUAACUUAUUAUAUUGAUAUGAUGAA
Anthonomus grandis grandis is the source of this 6687-nucleotide messenger RNA. RefSeq names its product unconventional myosin-Va (gene didum). Gene Ontology annotation, biological process: actin filament organization; vesicle transport along actin filament. Lineage: Eukaryota; Metazoa; Arthropoda; Insecta; Coleoptera; Curculionidae. The record is from RefSeq and is a predicted model, not a curated record. Bases 302 to 5785 code for a protein of 1827 amino acids. Gene Ontology annotation, molecular function: ATP binding; microfilament motor activity; actin filament binding. Gene Ontology annotation, cellular component: vesicle; actin cytoskeleton; myosin complex. The transcript has 24 exons.